This is a messenger RNA of Malania oleifera, 970 nucleotides long. RefSeq names its product mini zinc finger protein 2-like. Gene Ontology annotation, molecular function: DNA-binding transcription factor activity; transcription cis-regulatory region binding. NCBI's taxonomy places the organism in Eukaryota, Viridiplantae, Streptophyta, Magnoliopsida, Santalales, Ximeniaceae. The transcript has a single exon. Gene Ontology annotation, biological process: regulation of developmental process; regulation of DNA-templated transcription. Bases 331 to 717 code for a protein of 128 amino acids. Gene Ontology annotation, cellular component: nucleus. The record is from RefSeq and is a predicted model, not a curated record.
UAAUUUGCAGGUUUACAACCCUAAGCCACCUUAGCUACUCAUUCCUUCCCAUAUCAAACCAAUCACUGUUUCGCCCAAACCAAAAGUCUCCUCCUUAUUUUAGGGUUCGCCUUUCGUACGCGGGAAUCAUUUUUCUCAUUAACUAUAAAAUAAUCAGUAGUAGGGCAGUUGGACGAUCAAUUCACAACGACCAUUCUCAGUUUACUAUUGAAAAUCCUCAUUAAAAAACCCAUUACAAAGUAAUUAAAAUGGUGUUUGCAGUCUAUAAAUACUAAUCCUAGGGUUACAAGGGCCUGCCAUAUAUGACCUCUCUAUCUCUCUCUCAUAUAUAUGCCGGUUUCUGGUUUUGGGUCAGUGAAUCAAUUGGAGAAUUCCAGUGCUGUGCUUGAAGGGUUUGAAGAAGACGGUGCAGAGGGAGUUGGGUCUUGCCCAAUCAUGAGGAAGCGACAGGUCGUUGUGAGGAGAGAUGAAGCUCCAAGCUCCACUGCUUCAGCUUUCACGGUGAGGACUGUGAAGUACGGUGAGUGCCAGAAGAACCACGCGGCGAGCGUUGGAGGUUACGCCGUCGACGGGUGCAGGGAGUUCAUCGCGAGUGGGGAAGAGGGCACAGCCAAUGAACUUGUUUGUGCCGCCUGCGGCUGCCACCGGAACUUCCACCGAAGGGAGGUGGAGACUGAGGUAGUGUGUGAUUCUUCACCUUCCUCAAAUGGGAGGUAGCUUGCUACAAUAUGAAUCCAUAAUAAAUUUAGCUCAUGCAAUGAAUUGACUUCUGGCUUUCUUCUUCUUUUGAGUUUGAGAUCUCUCAGUAGAAGUCUAUUUUUUUUUCUCUUUUGGGUGCAAUCUGAUGAUUUGUAGUAGUUUUCAUGGUUUCGUGGUUUAUCUGUGAACAUGAGUAAACUCCCUCAGCUCUGUAAGAUAUACUGUGCUUUUGAAGGAGAUACAUAUAUAUAUAUAUAUAUAUAUACAAAUA